AUGACAAUCGCGGCCACACCAGGUGCUCCAAGUGCGGAGGUGAGUACAAAGGACGUGGCCGAUCUCGUGAAGCUCUUGAGGCACCCCAACGUGGUCGUGAUCGCGAUGCAGGGGAUAUCCCGCCUGGGCUGCAGGCUGGACUGGACCCGCUGGUGCUACGCUAUCCUGACUGUGCAGGCGCCCAUGGAGGUGAACGAUGAGGCUCGUGCCCCGCCAGAUCGGUUGCCUGAGCAGCCUGCGCCAGGCGAGGUCGGAGCGCCUGGGCCAGCGCCGCCGGCGCCGCCAAACCCCGCCUACAUGCCCGCGCAAGAGCUGCGUGAGUGGUGCAGCGGAAACGGUCAGAGGUUUGAUUUCUGGGCCCAGAUCAAGCAGCUCCGCUUGCACCUACACGAUGAAAGUAAUCAUGCUGCUGCGUCUGAUUUCCGCGCUGGCCAGCGCGAAGAGCUGGAGGGCCUUCAGAAGCGGAGCCUGGGCCACGGAUGCAACCAGCAGGAGGCGCCCCACCUGCGGGCGCGCGAGGAGGCGCUGCUCACGCCCUUAUUCCUGCAGGAGAGCAGCCCCAACCUGCCGAGCCUGCGUCUGGGGAAGUUGAUAGGUGGCAGCAGCUUUAGCAGUCGCAAGCCCCGCAAGAAGGAGAACCCGAGUGGCAACCUGACCACCAUGUUCUGGCUUUGGUCGAGAGCAACCGAUGCCUCGUUGGAGUCCCGAGAGGUUGCGCGCACCAGACUUGAGUGCUCGGCGCACUAUGUCAGGGCGAAGGCAUACGUGGAUGACAGCGCGCAGUCUGUGCAAGGAUCAGAGCAUGCAGGUUUAGCCGAGCCGGUGCCUGCGUCCGUCCACGUCGCGCACCAGCUGCAUGGCAUGGACUGCGCGCUCUCGAUCAAGUUGCAGAGCGCAGCUCGAGAUCUGGGGGCUAUGACUUCUGCGGGCAAAAGGAAGAGUCACUGCCAAGCUGGCGCAGAGACGCAGCCAGGCCUUCAGGAAGGCGAACAACAAGUCUUUUCGAUUAAAGUCUCCGGCGCCGCUCGGGAGCUGCACAAGCCCGGGGCCCUCGCGGCCGGGCCGUGGAGCCAUCGAGCGCUGGGCCUCGCGGGCGGCCAGAUCCAGUCCAGGAGGGCCCAGGCGGCCGCGCGUUCUGGGCGCAGGGGCCCUGGGGCGUGCGCCACCGCGGUUCUGGAUUUGCUCAGCCCCGCCAAACAUGGCCCCCAGUUUAGGCUUCGGUAUGAGCAGAUGUCUGCCUUCGACGAUGUGCGGGGAGACCUACGUGCGGACCACCAGUUUGACGGCACGUUGCCAACUAAGGUGCAGACCACUGGCAUGGCCGACCUUUCUAUUUUGAUCCAGUUGUCGCGCUCGUUCGGUGCCGAGAUGAAGCUCAGCGCGGACACGAAGCAUCUUCUGGAGAGGCGCCUCAAGCAGGCCCUGCAGCCCGGGCAGAUCGUUUUGUGCGCCUUCCUCACGACGAUCAUAUUCGCGUUCACGUACCUCUCCCUCGCCUCCUCGCUCCGCUACAACGACUCCGCCCUGUCCAUCCUCAUCGUGCUGUGCUUUGCGGCGCUGUACGCCGCGGUGACGUACGGUGCCAGGACGCGGUACAAGAACAAGAGACCAGCGCGCGCGUGGAUUGCUGUCGCAGUUUGCGGAUGGACCGCCAUCGUGGCUGGUUACAUCAUCGGGGAGCGGGCUUGGUACAUGUACACCGCCCAGUAUUUCGUUUACGGCAAGAUGGCUAGCUACGUCAACGUGGAUCCCAUUCAAGACAAGGGCCGGUCGUACAUGGACUCUGGCGUCAUCUACUUCAAGGAGGGCUCCUACGUGGACGCGAGGAAGUCGGUCGCUUUCCACAACGGCCUGACGUAUUGCGUGGCCCCCAUCAUGCGCAGCACCAACGGCACGCUGGCCACAGUCGACUUUUGGGCUGUAGGCACCGACUGCUGCGGCGAGAGCGGAGCGCAGUUCACUUGCGGCGACAUGGGCUCCAAGGCGCGCUCUGGGCUCCGCCUCCUGGACGACACCAGCAGGGCGAUGUACUUGUUGGGCGUCCAGGAGUGGAGCGCCACCGCGGGCAUACGUGUGGACCACCCCGUCUUCUUCCGGUGGACGCGGGACCCGAUCACGUACCGCGAGGAGACGUACAAUCUGGGGUGGUCGAACUUCUGGUUCUAUGUCACGCUCUGCUUCGUGGCGUCGUUCGUCGCCACGUUCAUGAUUCACAGCGCCCUGCGCCGGGCACGCGUCGUCUGA
Prorocentrum cordatum is the source of this 2244-nucleotide messenger RNA. The record is from the annotation of a GenBank genome assembly. NCBI's taxonomy places the organism in Eukaryota, Dinophyceae, Prorocentrales, Prorocentraceae.